AUGGUCUGCAGAUCGGCCUUCGGGAGGAAAUACUGGGAUGGGGAGAUUGGGGAGAAAUUUCUAUUGCUGAUAAGGGAACUUUUGGAGAUUUUGGGGAGCUUUAGUGUUGGAGAAUUCAUUCCAUGGCUGGCGUGGAUUAAUCGUGUUAAUGGUUUUGAUGCUAGAAUGGAUUUUGUUUCUAAAGGAUUUGAUGAAUUCUUUGAAGCAGUGAUCGAAGGACGAUUGAAAGAUGAUGUGGAGAAUUCAAGUGGAACAGAUGAAAGCAGAGAAAAUUUUAUUGAUAUUCUGCUCAAGAUUUACAAGGAUAAUACCACUGGUGUUUCAAUUGACAGAGAUAGUAUCAAAGCAAUAAUUUUGGAUAUGUUUAUUGGUGGAACUGAUACAACAUCCACAGUUCUAGAGUGGGCACUUUCCGAGCUCAUAAGACACCCAGCCAUCAUGAAGAAGUUGCAAAAUGAGCUUUUGAGUAACAAAAGGGUACAAUCAUUUUGUGCUAUAAGGGAAGAAGAAACGGCCUUGAUGAUGGAAAAAAUUAAGGAAUCGUGUCUUUCUUCGUCUCCAUUGAAUUUGACUGAUUUGUGUAUGGCAAUUUCGAAUGAUAUUGUUUGUAGAUCAGCUUUUGGAAGGAAGUACAGAGACGGGGCAAUUGGGGAGAAAUUUCUGAAGCUGAUAAGCGAAUUUUUGGGACUUUUGGGGAGUAUUAAUGUUGGCGAAUUCAUUCCAUGGCUGGCAUGGAUUAGUCGUGUUAAUGGUUUUGAUGCUAGAGUGGAAUAUGUUGCUAAAGAACUUGACGAAUUUCUCGAAGGAGUAAUUGAAGAACACCUGGAAAAUGGUGUGGAAAAUCCAAGUGCAAAGGAUGAAACUAAAGAGAAUUUUGUGGACAUUCUGCUUAGGAUUUACAAGGACAAUAAUACUGGUGUUUCCAUUGAUAGAGAUAGUAUCAAAUCAAUCAUUUUGGAUGUGUUUUCUGCUGGAACAGAUACCACAUCCACAGUUCUUGAGUGGGGAAUGACAGAGCUCUUAAGGCAUCCAAUAGUUAUGAAAAAGUUGCAAAAUGAACCAGAGAGAUUCUUGAAUUCGUCGAUAAAUAUCAAAGGACUCAAUUUCCAGUUGAUCCCUUUUGGGGCUGGUCCGAGAGGUUGUCUAGGGAUCUCUUUCGCAAUGGCAACUAACGAACUUGUGUUGGCAAAUAUUGUUCAGAAAUUUGAUUGGGAAUUGCCUAAUGGAGCAAAAGGAGAGGAUUUGGAUAUGAGUGAACGUCCAGGUCUAGCAAUCUAUAGAAAAUUUCGGGAGAGAUUUACAUACAUGGAAAGUCUAAAUGUUAUAUCAUCGGCUUCAACGGCAAAACCAAGAGUUUCUUUUCAACAAUUUUUCAAAAAAUCAACAUUCUUGAGGCCUAUACCACAUACCCUAAUUCCCCAUCACACUUCCAAUUGGAAAAUCUCUCACCCCAUUUUGAAGGCCCAGCAGUCUGAGUUGAAAGAUGGAUCAGACACGGUAUCUAAAAUUUCUGAAGGAGAUGCACUCAAAGUUAAAGAGUGGGAAGUGGGGAUGUUCCGAAAUGAAGUGGCUGCAAGCCAAGGGAUAAGGAUUAGGAGACGGCCUCCAAGUGGACCUCCUCAGCAUUAUGUGGGUCCUUUUGAGUUUCGCUUGCAGAAUGAGGGUAACACCCCACGAAAUAUUCUUGAAGAAAUUAUAUGGCAUAAGGACGUGGAAGUAGCACAGAUGAAGGAGAGAAAACCACUUUUUACGUUGAAAAAAGCACUUGACAAUGCUCCACCUGUUCAUGAUUUUAUCGGAGCUCUUAAGGGAGCAAAUUCACGAACUGGAUUACCUGGUCUGAUUGCUGAAGUGAAAAAGGCCUCUCCAAGUAGAGGAGUUCUUAGAGAAGAUUUUGAUCCUGUUGAUAUUGCUAAAGCUUAUGAAAAAGGUGGGGCGGCAUGCCUAAGUGUCUUGACAGAUCAGAAGUAUUUCCAGGGAAGCUUUGAAAAUUUAGAGGCCAUAAGGAGUUCUGGAGUAAAGUGCCCUCUACUGUGUAAAGAAUUCAUAAUAGAUGCUUGGCAAAUCUACUAUGCUCGAACCAAAGGUGCAGAUGCAGUUCUGUUAAUUGCGGGUGUUUUACCAGAUCUUGACAUCAAAUACAUGACUAAGAUAUGCAAGUUGCUUGGGUUGGCAGCACUGGUUGAGGUACAUGAUGAGAAAGAGAUGGAUCGCGUCCUCCAAAUAGAUGGGAUUGAACUUGUUGGCAUCAAUAAUCGAGACCUUGAAACAUUUAAGGUUGAUAUUAGUAAUACCAAAAAGCUUCUCGAAGGUGACCGUGGUGAAAGGAUCCGUCAGAAAGGCAUAACAGUGGUUGGGGAAUCUGGACUUUUCACUCCGGCUGAUAUUUCCUAUGUACAAGAAGCUGGUGUUAAAGCUGUGCUGGUUGGGGAAUCGAUUGUUAUACAGAAAGACCCUACAAAGGGAAUAACCGAACUCUUUGGUAAAGAUAUCUAUUGA
Molecule: messenger RNA, 2499 nt
Organism: Fraxinus pennsylvanica
Lineage: Eukaryota; Viridiplantae; Streptophyta; Magnoliopsida; Lamiales; Oleaceae
Source: the annotation of a GenBank genome assembly